This is a messenger RNA of Purpureocillium lilacinum, 1188 nucleotides long. Its product is annotated as spindle assembly checkpoint kinase. NCBI's taxonomy places the organism in Eukaryota, Fungi, Ascomycota, Sordariomycetes, Hypocreales, Ophiocordycipitaceae. Gene Ontology annotation, molecular function: ATP binding; protein kinase activity. Gene Ontology annotation, cellular component: chromosome passenger complex; kinetochore; spindle microtubule. Gene Ontology annotation, biological process: regulation of cytokinesis; mitotic spindle organization; protein phosphorylation. The record is from RefSeq and is a predicted model, not a curated record.
AUGGCGAGCCGCACCCUCGAGUCGCGCUUCGAGCGCAUGUCCGUCCAGGAUGAGAACGGCGAUGUGGCCAAGGCGUACUCGUCCUCCAAGUCCAAGCAGACUGUCGUCUCGUCGAGUUCAUCGCAGCUCCCACAGGGCAGCAGCCGCGCGAAUCUCUACAAGGUCGCACUCCAGUCGCAGAGCCAGAACACAGUCGCCUCAGUCACGCUGCCGUCACAAGCCGCUCAGCGCAAGGGCAAUCCCCCAGCAUCUCCUCCACGAAAGCCCCUACCAUCCAGCUCCUCUCGCACCUCACAAGACGAUGGCGAAGAGGCAGGUUCCGAGUCAGCCCUGGUAGCGCAGCCCGCGGUCCCCAAGCAAUUCCACCUAGGCAUGUUCGAGAUCGGACGGCCCUUGGGCAAGGGCAAGUUCGGUCGCGUGUACCUGGCCAGGGAGCGCACCAGCGGCUUCAUCUGCGCCCUGAAGGUGCUCCACAAGAGCGAGCUGCAGGUCGGCGGCGUCGAGCGCCAGGUCCGCCGCGAGAUUGAGAUCCAGAGCAACCUGCGGCACCCCAACAUCCUGCAGCUGUUUGGCCACUUCCACGACAGCAAGCGCGUCUUCCUGAUCCUCGAGUUCGCCGGCAAGGGAGAGCUGUACAAGCACCUCCGCCGCGAGAACCGCUUCCCCGAGUGGAAGGCGGCCCAGUACAUUGCCCAGAUGGCGUCGGCGCUGCGGUACCUCCACAGGAAGCACGUCAUCCACAGGGACAUCAAGCCCGAGAACAUCCUCGUCGGCAUCCACGGCGAGAUCAAGAUCUCAGACUUUGGCUGGAGCGUCCACGCGCCCAACAACCGGAGGAAGACGAUGUGCGGCACCCUCGAUUACCUCCCCCCGGAGAUGAUCAAGCCGGGCUCGUCAGACAACUACUACAACGAAAAGGUGGACCUCUGGAGUCUGGGAGUCUUGACGUACGAGUUUCUGGUGGGCGAGGCGCCGUUUGAGGAUACCCCGGUCAUGACGCAGCGGAGGAUUGCACGGGCAGACAUGUCGAUUCCGUCGUUUGUGAGCCCCGAGGCCAGCGACCUCAUCAAAAGGCUUUUGGUUCUGGAUCCCGAGAAGCGAAUCCCUCUCGAAGCCGUUCAGCAGCACCCUUGGAUCAUUAAGCAUUGUGUCAAGGGCGAGAGGGCAUCGAACCGUGAGAAGGCGUGA